Molecule: messenger RNA, 111 nt
Organism: Tarenaya hassleriana
Lineage: Eukaryota; Viridiplantae; Streptophyta; Magnoliopsida; Brassicales; Cleomaceae
Source: RefSeq, a predicted model, not a curated record
AUGGGUGAAUGUGAAAUGUUGGAAGAGAAGAUGGGGAGAUGUGUGUGGGUCACUGGUGCUUUGGCACUUUCAGACAUUUUAGUCAGAUCGCCAUAUGACUAUGGAAUUUGA